Cephus cinctus (wheat stem sawfly) is the source of this 13627-nucleotide messenger RNA. RefSeq names its product dynein beta chain, ciliary (gene Dhc93AB). Lineage: Eukaryota; Metazoa; Arthropoda; Insecta; Hymenoptera; Cephidae. Gene Ontology annotation, molecular function: dynein light intermediate chain binding; dynein intermediate chain binding; ATP binding. The transcript has 33 exons. Gene Ontology annotation, biological process: microtubule-based movement. Bases 38 to 13597 code for a protein of 4519 amino acids. Gene Ontology annotation, cellular component: dynein complex. The record is from RefSeq and is a predicted model, not a curated record.
CGAGAAGCUGGAGGAAUUUGAGAAAUUGUUCCAGGCCAUGAUGGAGUCCAGGUGUCCUUCGGCAGACGACGAUGAAGACGCCUUUGAUAAAAAGGACGAAGGCAUGGCGGGUCCCGAGGCACCGGUUGACUAUCGUCUCGAGCAUAUUGGAGCUUUCGUUCAAAAAUCAUUGAAGUUAAAACCCGAAAAAUGGAGUCGUCUCCUAUUCACGGAAGAGCAUCGGAAUACAGUUUUGGAUUUUUUGGAUAAUCCAACUCCAGCUGCACUCUUCGUCGUCCUCACGCCGAACGCACAGCUCAUUGCGUCUUCGGGAUUCCCGAUUCUGUGUCAGAGAACGAAAGGUACUUACGCUGUCAAAGUGAACAUGGCGGCUGUCCCAAAGGACAAAGACGGCUGUUCGGCUAUGCUAAUAAUGGGCGACUUGUCACAUAGGGUUGUCGACGAGUUGGCAACAUUGGUCGACAAUAUUUUUGCUCCCUUACUUAGCAAGCCUGAGAAUCAUAUGAAACUACCGGAAGUUGCCGUGCAGGAUAUAUGCAGACACGUCCAUUCGCUUAGAGGAACCCUGUACCAAGUGAAAGGUCAAGUAAACGGAAGAACGGUGCUCCCAAUGCCAGCUGGAUUGGAAAAAAUUGGAGAGGUCGAGAGAUUGGUAUCCACGGAAGGACCCCAGGCAGUGGAUUUGUAUUUGAAAAGUGCGAUCGAAGGUGUCAUCAUAAAAUGGGCUUAUCUCGUGAACGACGUAGUCACUCGCGAGUCCAGCACUGCUUUUGAAAAUGGUCAAAAUCCAACGCCGAAUGUGGAAUUGGAGUAUUGGUCGACGAGAUUGGCCAAUUUGAGGUAUAUUUUUGAUCAAUUGAGGGAAGAUCGAGUAAGGAAAAUGGCGAUAAUACUUGAGAAAACUGACAGCGCUUAUUAUCCGUGCUUUCGUACGCUUUUUGGCAAUGUCGUGUCUUCCUUGGCUGAGGCCAAGGAGAUAUCCCUGUAUCUGACACCCUUAACGAGGAACUUCAAAGCUAUCGAGGAAAUUGACUUUUCCGAAGCGAAACCCCUAAUGGCGCCUCUGAUACACUGCAUUGGAUUAGCUUGGGCGAAGUCUCGCUACUACCAAAGUUCCUCAAAGCUGAUCAUUAUGCUCAGGCAAAUAUCCAACCUGUUGAUACAGGAGGCACGAAGAUUCUUAGAUCCGACUUCGAUAUUCCAGAGUGACGUGGACGAGGCCCUUCAACGCGUUCAAAUUUCCCGCGGAAUCCUGGAAGAGUUCAAACGUCAAUUUGAACACAGAAGACAGAUGCCAGGAUUGAAACCGGAAGCGCCGCCCUGGACCUUCAAUCCAUCUGCAGUAUUUCAACGCCUCGAUGCAUUUUUGAAACGACUGGCCGACAUCGAGUGGUUGUUCGAUACCGUUUUGGAAUUUUCAAAAUUAGAAAAAAUCGAAGUCGGCGGAAUUCUAGGUCGCUCUUUGAGUGCUAGGAUCGUUGGAGUUUUCAAAGAAUUUCAACAACUUUUCGCAUCCUUUUCCGCCAGGGCGAGCGACGUGCUGGAACCGGAUGAUCAAUCCUUUGCUCUGGACUGUGCCAAGUUCAGCGAAUCGAUAACCGAUCUUGAUAGUAAAUUAGCCGCUAUUCUAUGUCAGGCCUUUGACGACUGUGGCAAUUUAGAAAGCACCUUUAAGCUGAUAAAUAUAGCAGGCACCGUACUGGACCGACCGGUAAUUCGAAAACAAUUCACCAACCGUUACUCUCGCAUCCUGGAAUUGCUGAAUAACGAGUUGACGAUGGUCGAAGUGCUGUUUAAUCGCGGCACUCGUGGGGCGCUAAGUGACCUUCCACCUUUAGCGGCUACCUUGCGAUUUACGAGCAUGCUGAGGCAGCGAAUCGAUCUUCCCAUGCAGUGCUUUAAAGCACUCCAGCAUCCAAUCGUCGAGAGUAACGACGGGCAGAUUAUAAUAAAGCGUUACGAGAGGUUAACAAAUAUUUUAUUUUGUCACGAGAAAAAUGUCUUUGCCGAAUGGACCAAAGUGGUACCACAGUUCGUUGCCGAUGGCUUGAAUCGUUCCUUAUUGAUCAGAGACGCCGAUUCUGUGCUACUAUUGAAUUUCGAUGCAGAAUUAUUCGCAGUGCUCAAAGAAGUGAAUUAUUUGAAGCAAAUGUCACACGAUGCUGUACCAAAUGAAGCUCUGAAAGUUUUCGAAUGCGCUGAGACGUUUCGAAAAUUUCGUAUACUCUUGGGAGCCACUGUGAAUUCGUAUAACAAUAUACGAAGGACUUCAACGAAGGUUGAGUUCAACUUGAUAGAAUUGGAAGUGGCCAGGAUAGACUCUUUGGUAUCGCGUGGGGAGGAUGAACUGUGUUGGAAGUCCGAUGGUCUCCUGGAAUACAUAACGGAACUGGGUGUCCUGGUGGAAGGGUUAUGGAAUCGAAUAAAAUCGACUCAAGGGAACGUUGACAAGAUAAGGACGAUCUUGGAGCCAUGGACCAGGACGCCAUUGAUUGAGCGCAAGGAUCGACGUAAGGAUGCGCUUCUGUCGCUGGACGAAAGAGCUGAGAAGGUCUCGCGACGUUAUGCUGAGAUAAAGAAAGCGGCGGAGCAGAUUCAUUUGUUACUGGCCGAGAACAAGGGUCUAUUUGAAAUUGGGGAUAAUAAAGGAAACAGCUGGGAGGACUACGUCGAGUACGUCGAUGGUAUCGUGGCUGAAUCCUUACGUCGAGCAGUCGGAUGCUGCUUGGGUUAUUUGGCAGAUAAUAUGGACCCUUUGGGGCACAAGCAACCUUUAUUGGAAGCAAAAUUGGAAUUGCGCGAACCGGACUUAUUUUACGUGCCGUCCUUGGAGCCGGACGAUCCCGAAGGAUUGGAUCAAUUGAUCAUGGGGCUGCUCAAUGAUAUGAUCGGAAUGGCUGCUCUCGUUGAUCGACUCAAAGCGGGUUCUGAGGGAUACGUGGAUGAGCUCUUGCAAGAUGAAGAUAUCAAGGCGAUGAAAUCCGAAAUUUUAUCAAGCGUCUCGACAGCUGUGGAAGAGGCUACAGAUUUUUGUGGAGUUUUUGAAGGGUACGCUUAUCUCUGGCUCGAGGACAGGGAGAUAAUAAUGCAGCAAUUCUUGGAAUACAGCAGACAGCUGAAUCUCGAGGAAAUGGAAAUGAUAGCUGUUCUGGAUCCGAAGGCACCGAAACCAUCGCCCCCUAGAAUGGAGCAAUUUCGAGAACAAAUAGACCUUUACGAAGGGCUCUAUCAGGAAAUAGAAGAAAUGGAUAUCUCCAAGGUCUUCUGUGGUUGGUUUCGAGUCGAUCUGAGACCUUUUAGACAAUCUCUAUUAAACACAGUCUGCAAGUGGUCCAGCAUGUUCAAGAGACACCUGGUAGAGCGUGUGACAACCAGUCUCUCAGAUUUAAGUUCCUUCAUCAGGUUAGCCGACGAGGGACUCCUUCAGCAGGUACAACCUGGGGACUACGCAGGACUGGUCAGCGUGAUGGGAUACCUGAUGCAGGUGAAGGAAAGGCAACCGACGACUGACGAGAUGUUUCAGCCUCUGCAAGAGACCAUCGAACUAUUAAAAUUCUACGACCAGGACAUACCUGAGGAGGUAAACGUCCUGCUCCAGGAAUUACCUGAGCAGUGGGGCAAUACCAAAAAAUUGGCACUUAUGGUGAAGCAACAAGUGGCGCCCCUACAGGCUGGCGAGUACAGGAUUCAAAUCCGCGGACGCAUUUCGGCAUUCGACACAACGAUUGGACAUUACAGAGAGGCCUUCAGGCGUUAUGGUUUCUUCAAAUACAAUUGCGAAAAACCUUACGAGCAGCUGGACGAGGCCGACAAGGAGAUUUGCAUGUUAGAACGUCAGAUGAAGGACAUCCAGGAGUCAGCAUCGCUGUUCGAGGUUACGGUACCGGAGUUCAAGCAGCUGAAGCAGUGCCGGAGGGAAUUGAAGAUGCUGAAGCAGCUCUGGGAUUACGUGAACAUAGUUCAAAGUAGUAUAGAGGGCUGGAAGACGACACCCUGGAGAAAGAUUGACGUGGAGAAUAUGGAUAUCGAGUGCAAAAAAUUCGCCAAAGAGAUAAGAGCUCUUGAUAAAGAGAUGAGAUCUUGGGAUACUUACGUGUCGCUCGAAGCCACUGUGAAAAACAUGUUGACGUCUCUGCGCGCUGUUGGCGAAUUGCAAAAUCCAGCAAUUCGGGAACGACAUUGGCGUCAGCUUAUGAACAGCACCAAGAAAUUGGGCAACAUGACACCAGAAAUGACCGUACGUUUCGUCAUGGACGAGUCUACGACUCUGGCGGAUCUUCUCGAGUUGAGUCUUCACGAGUGCGAGGAGGAAGUUAAGAACAUAGUGGACAAAGCAGUUAAGGAAAUGUCCAUGGAGAAAUACUUGAGAGAACUUAACGUAACGUGGUCGGGAAUGGAAUUCGAAAAAGAGAUCCACCCUAGAACAGGUGCCAGUCUGCUGAGAGCCAGCGAGGAGUUGAUCGAGACUCUGGAGGAGAACCAGGUGCAAUUGCAAAACCUUAUCACCUCGAAAUUCAUUGCGCACUUUCUCGAGGAAGUGUCGGCUUGGCAGAAAAAAUUGAGCAUUGCCGAUCAAGUGACGACAGUUUGGUUCGAAGUGCAGCGGACCUGGAUGCACCUUGAAAGCAUCUUCAUGUCCUCCGAGGACAUAAGAAGACAACUUCCGGUCGAUUCAGAACGUUUCGACAGGAUAGACGGGGAGUUUAAAAAGAUGAUGGAGGACAUGGCAAAGACGCCGAACGUCAUUCAGGCUACCAACAGGGAGGGUCUCGGUGCGGCUUUGGACCAACUGCAAAAGGAAUUAGUGCUUUGCGAAAAAGCUCUGGCGGAAUAUUUGGAAACGAAGCGUCUCGCGUUUCCUAGAUUCUACUUCGUAUCGUCAAGCGACUUGUUGGACGUUCUCUCAAAUGGAAAUCAGCCGGAAGUCGUAGCGAAGCACUUGAUUAAACUUUUCGAUUCAAUGGCGAAAUUAAAAUUCGCCAAUGUUGAAGACAAUGCACCGCGACGUGUACUUGGGAUGCACGCGAAAGAUGGCGAAUACGUAGAAUUCACGAAUUGCGAAAUGAUCUGCGAAGGUCCGGUAGAAGUUUGGCUGAAUCGUCUUCAGAACGCAAUGAGAGCCACGAUAAGACAUUACUUCAGCGAAGCUGUAGUAGCCUACGAGGAGAAGCCACGGGAACAGUGGCUCUUUGAUUAUCCAGCUCAGGUCUCUUUGUGCGGCACACAAAUAUGGUGGACCACCGAAGUCAAUUUGGCAUUUGCAAGACUGGAAGAGGGAUACGACAAUGCCAUAAAGGAUUACUUGAAAAAGCAAAUUUCUCAAUUAAGCACACUGAUAAGUCUAUUAUUAGGAGAAUUGACGAAGCAAGAUAGACAGAAGAUCAUGACUAUUUGUACCAUCGACGUUCACUCGAGAGACGUGGUAGCCAAAUUGGUCCAGGCCAAAGUGGAGACUGCUCAGGCCUUUCAGUGGCAAAGUCAGCUUCGACAUCGUUGGGAUGAAAAGGAGAAGGAUUGCUUUGCGAAUAUUUGCGACGCGCAGUUCAAAUAUUCCCACGAAUAUUUAGGAAACACGCCUAGGUUAGUCAUAACGCCACUGACUGACAGAUGCUACAUCACUUUGACGCAGUCGCUUCAUCUUGUUAUGGGUGGAGGUCCUGCUGGACCGGCCGGAACCGGAAAGACCGAAACGACCAAGGACCUUGGUCGUGCACUCGGUAUCAUGGUCUACGUGUUUAAUUGCUCGGAGCAAAUGGAUUACAAGUCCUGUGGGAAUAUAUAUAAGGGUUUGGCACAGACCGGAGCUUGGGGAUGCUUCGAUGAGUUCAAUCGCAUUUCCGUCGAAGUACUCUCCGUCGUUGCCGUUCAGGUAAAGUCCGUUCAGGACGCCAUAAGGGAUAAGAAGGAGAAAUUUAAUUUUAUGGGGGAAACCAUAGCACUGGUACCAACGGUGGGAAUAUUUAUCACCAUGAAUCCCGGAUAUGCUGGUCGUACGGAAUUGCCCGAAAAUCUUAAGGCUCUGUUCAGGCCAUGCGCCAUGGUUGUUCCUGACUUUGAAUUGAUCUGCGAAAUUAUGCUGGUUGCCGAAGGAUUUCAGGAAGCCAGGAUCUUGGCGAGAAAGUUUAUAACCUUGUACACUCUCUGCAAGGAACUCCUUUCUAAGCAAGAUCAUUACGACUGGGGUCUCAGAGCCAUAAAGUCUGUUUUGGUCGUCGCUGGUAGCUUGAAGCGUGGCGACCCUGGAAGACCGGAGGAGGAAGUGCUGAUGAGGGCUUUGAGAGACUUUAACAUUCCAAAAGUUGUGUCGGAUGAUCUACCAGUUUUUAUGGGUCUGAUAGCUGAUCUGUUUCCAGCUUUGGAUGUUCCGCGGAAGCGGGACGUCGAAUUUGAAAAAACUGUCAAACAGGCAGCAGCUGAUUUGCUUCUUCAACCGGAAGAUGGCUUCAUUCUGAAAGUGGUACAACUGGAGGAACUUCUGGAAGUUCGACAUUCCGUUUUCAUAGUUGGUACCGCUGGUUCCGGUAAGACGCAAGUUUGGAAGAGUCUCUUCAGGACCUAUCAGAACAUCAAGAGGAAGCCAAUCUACAAUGAUCUCAAUCCGAAAGCCGUGACCAAUGACGAAUUAUUUGGAAUCAUUAAUCCAGCGACCCGUGAAUGGAAAGACGGUUUGUUUUCGGUGAUCAUGAGGGAACAGGCCAAUCUAGGUGGGGAGAAUCCAAAAUGGAUCGUUCUUGAUGGUGACAUAGAUCCAAUGUGGAUCGAAUCUUUGAAUACUGUAAUGGAUGACAAUAAGGUUUUGACUCUGGCAAGUAACGAGAGAAUUGCAUUGACGCCAGCAAUGAGAUUGCUUUUUGAAAUUUCAAAUUUGAGAACUGCCACACCAGCGACGGUGUCCAGAGCAGGUAUACUGUAUAUCAAUCCUCAGGAUCUCGGAUGGAAUCCCUACGUUACAAGUUGGGUGGAAACGCGAACGUCGCAAAGUGAAAAAUCAAAUUUGGUUAUACUUUUCGACAAGUACAUACCGUCGUGUUUGGAAACUUUAAGAACGAGAUUUAAGAAGAUAACACCAAUAGCUGAUAUGGCACACGUGCAAAUGUUAUGUCAUCUUCUGCAUUGUUUACUAAAGACUGAAUUGACAGCUACAGACUUUUCAAAAGACCAUUACGAAUUGUAUUUCGUGUUUGCUGCUGUUUGGGCCUUUGGUUCUUCCAUGUUUCAAGAUCAAACUGUCGAUUACAGAAUUGAAUUUACAAAAUGGUGGGUCAACGAGUUCAAGCAAAUCAAAUUUCCAGCCCAAGGAACUGUUUUUGAUUAUUUCAUUGAUUCCGAAACCAAAGAAUUUGUACCUUGGACUGAUCGAUUACCGAAAUUUGAAUUGGAUCCGGAUAUGCCGUUACAGGCUGCUCUGGUUUACACAGCCGAAUCGAUUCGUAUAAGAUACUUCAUCGAUUUAUUAAUGACAGAGAAGCAUCCAGUGAUGCUGGUUGGUACAGCAGGCAGUGGCAAGACUGUUUUGGUAAACGACAAGUUAUUACAAUUUUCGGAAAAUUACGCAGUAACCAACGUGCCAUUCAAUUUCUACACGACCUCGGAAAUGCUUCAAAAAAUUUUAGAAAAACCCUUGGAAAAGAAAGCAGGCAGAAAUUACGGUCCUCCGGGAAACAAGACUUUGAUCUACUUCAUUGACGACAUGAAUAUGCCCGAAGUAGAUACGUACGGUACUGUCCAGCCACAUACUCUUAUCAGGCAGCAUCUGGAUUAUGGUCACUGGUACGACAGGACCAAAUUAAUCCUCAAGGACAUUCACAACUGUCAGUACGUCUCCUGCAUGAAUCCAACAGCAGGAUCGUUUACGAUCAAUCCAAGAUUGCAAAGACACUUUGCCGUCUUUGCCGUGAGUUUUCCCAACGCCGAAUCCUUGACGACAAUUUACGCCUCCAUUUUAUCUCAGCAUUUGGCCAACGUCGAGCACAGAUUUCCACUGUGCGUUACCGAAUUGUGCAACAACAUAGUGCAGGCGUCGCUGCAGUUGCAUCACAGAUGCGCCCAAGUCUUUCUACCAACAGCCUUAAAGUUUCAUUACAUCUUCAAUCUUCGCGACCUUUCAAACUGCUUCCAAGGGUUGUUAUUCAGUGGAAACGAAUGCCUGCAAUUCGGUGUCGACAUCAUAAGGUUGUGGAUGCACGAGACGCAUCGUGUCUACGGGGACAAAUUAACAGACGAGAAAGAUAUAGAGAUGUUUUCCAAGUUCCAAUUGGACAUUUUGAAAAAGAAUGUAGAGGAGAUCGACGAGGGUGCCAUCUUGGAGAAACCAAAUAUUUAUUGUCACUUUGCAGGCGAGUUAUCAUUUAUGCCUAUAGCACGUAUCAAUUUCAAUUGCAUAUACUUAUGUGCAAUAUUUGUAUGCACUCGUGCAGGCGGCGUUGGGGAACCAAAAUAUAUGCCAGUCAAGGAUUGGACCACGUUGCAUCGUUUACUAUCGGAAGCAUUGAUCAGCUACAACGACUUGGUCUCAGCCAUGAAUUUGGUUCUAUUCGAGGACGCCAUGAUGCACGUGUGUCGAAUAAAUAGGAUUCUUGAGUCUCCGAGAGGAAGUGCCUUGCUGGUUGGAGUCGGGGGUUCAGGAAAGCAGAGUCUGUCUAGGUUGGCAGCUUUUAUAAGCAGCCUUGAAGUAUUUCAGGUACAAUUGAAGAAAGGAUAUGGCGUCUUGGAUCUCAGGAUGGAAUUGGCUGCAUUGUAUACUAAAUCCGGCCUUAAGAAUAUUGGAAUUAUGUUCCUUAUGACGGAUGCUCAAGUGCCUAACGAGCAAUUUCUUGUUCUCAUAAAUGACAUGCUUGCUUCCGGCGAAGUGCCUGAUCUGUUUCCGGAAGAUGAGGUGGAAAAUAUUAUAGCUGGUGUCCGUAAUGAGGUAAAGGGUGCAGGUAUCCUGGAUAGUCGUGAAAAUUGCUGGAAAUUCUUUAUCGACCGUGUUCGGCGACAACUCCGAGUAGUCCUGUGCUUUUCGCCAGUUGGCUCGACCCUGAGAAUUCGAUCAAGAAAGUUUCCAGCGAUAAUAAACUGCACGGCUAUCAAUUGGUUCCACGAGUGGCCGCAAGAGGCGUUGAUGUCCGUGUCGAAGAGAUUCCUCCAGGAGUUAAACGAACUUCCGGAAAGUUAUAGAGAGUCAGCAGCAAAGUUUAUGGCGCACGCUCACACGAGCGUCAAUUCCGCCAGUCGCCUUUACUUGAGCAGCGAGAGACGUUACAAUUACACCACUCCAAAAUCAUUUCUAGAGCAAAUAAGUCUCUACACGAAAUUGCUUGGCGCCAAAGCCAAGGAACUGCAGGGUCGCGUGGAGAGACUUGAAAAUGGUUUGGCGAAGUUGAGAUCGACAGCUGCGCAGGUUGAUGAACUCAAAGAAAAAUUGGCGGUGCAGGAAAUAGAGUUGCAGCAAAAGAACGAAGCAGCGGAUGCGCUGAUCGCCAUCGUGGGAGUGGAAACUGAGAAAGUUCAGACUGAGAAAGCUUUAGCUGACGAGGAGGAGUCAAAGGUCGCCAUAAUAGCGGAAGAGGUCUUGAAAAAGCAGCGGGACUGCGAGGUCGACCUGAUGAAAGCCGAACCAGCUCUGCUAGCUGCUCAGGAAGCACUGAAUACUUUAAACAAAGCGAAUCUCACGGAAUUAAAGUCAUUCGGUUCGCCACCGGGUGCUGUGACUAAUGUCACUGCGGCCGUAAUGGUACUUUUGGCACCAAACGGCAAAGUACCCAAAGACAGAAGUUGGAAAGCAGCCAAGAUCGUCAUGGCGAAGGUCGACACUUUUCUUGACGCUCUGAUAAAUUACGACAAGGAAAACAUACAUCCUGAGGUAAUAAAAGCGAUUCAACCUUACCUCAAGGAUUCCGAAUUUGAACCCGAAUUUGUGAGAUCAAAAUCUGCAGCGGCUGCUGGCUUAUGUGCUUGGGUAAUAAAUAUCAUUAAAUUCUAUGAAGUCUUUUGCGACGUGGAACCUAAGCGAAAAGCUCUGGCUCAAGCCAACGCCGAAUUAGCCGCGGCUCAAGAUAAGCUUGGCGUUAUCAAACGAAAGGUUGCCUCCUUGGAGAAGCAGCUGGCAAAGCUGACGGCUGACUUUGAGCAGGCUACGGCUGAAAAAUUGAAAUGUCAAAAAGAAGCGGAUGCCACCAAUGCUACGAUCGAAUUGGCCAAUCGCCUUGUAGGCGGACUGGCUUCAGAGAAUGUUAGAUGGGCAGAUUCCGUGGCUAACUUCAUGCAACAAGCAUCCACUCUGCCUGGCGACGUUCUUCUUGUAACUGCUUUUAUCUCCUACGUGGGAUGCUUCACGAAACAGUUUAGACUGGAUUUAUUGAAUAAACAGUGGCUGCCAUUUUUGCGCACUUUGGAACCAGCUGUUCCUAUAACAGAAGGCUUGGAUCCAUUGUCAUUAUUGACGGAUGAUACACAGAUUGCUAAAUGGAACAACGAGGGUUUGCCGAACGAUAGAAUGUCCACUGAAAAUGCGACAAUAUUGACCAAUUCUGACCGUUGGCCUCUGAUGAUUGAUCCUCAGCUUCAAGGUAUAAAGUGGAUAAAACAAAAAUAUGGUGAGGUGCUCAGAGUCAUUCGUCUUGGGCAACGUGGUUAUCUCGACGUGAUCGAGCAGUCAUUGGCUAUUGGGGCUACUGUUCUCGUGGAGAAUAUUGGAGAAACCGUUGAUCCGGUUUUGGAUCCUCUAUUAGGACGAAAUCUCAUAAAGAAAGGAAGGGCCAUUAAGAUUGGCGAUAAGGAGGUCGAAUACAAUCCAAAAUUCCGUCUGCUCCUUCAUACAAAACUUGCGAAUCCACACUACAAGCCCGAAAUGCAAGCUCAGACAACCCUCAUAAAUUUCACUGUAACCAGAGACGGUCUGGAGGAUCAAUUGUUAGCCGAGGUCGUGAAAGCUGAGAGGCCCGACCUUGAGGAAUUGAAAGCUGAGCUUACGAGGCAGCAGAAUGACUUUAAAAUCACUUUAAAUAGUCUGGAGGACUCUUUACUCUCCAGGCUCUCCUCGGCUGAUAGUAACGUACUGGGCGACACGGUCCUGGUCGAAAAUUUAGAAACGACCAAGAGAACCGCUGCUGAGGUCGAACGUAAGGUUAUCGAAGCUCGUGGGACAAGUCGAGAGAUCGAUGCUGCUCGAGAGCUUUAUCGACCAGCCGCUGCCAGAGCAUCUCUUCUCUACUUCAUCCUGAACGACCUCAACACCAUAAAUCCCAUUUACCAGUUUUCCCUGAAAGCCUUUAGCGUCGUCUUCCAAAAAGCUAUUUUGAAAGCCGAUCCCGCACCGGACGUCUCUGCCCGAGUGAAGAAUUUGAUCGAAUGCAUCACAUUCUCGGUUUUCAUGUACACGACCAGAGGACUCUUCGAGUGCGACAAAUUGAUCUUCGCCUCGCAGAUGACCUUUCAGAUACUCUUAGCCAGAAGGGAGAUCCUGGCCUGCGAUCUGGACUUCCUGUUGAGAUUUCCGAUCACACCCCACGUCACGUCACCAGUUGACUUCUUAUCGAAUUCCAGUUGGGGUGGAAUAAGGAGUCUCGCAACUAGGGAUGAUUUUCGAAACUUGGACCGAGACAUAGAGAGCUCCCCGAAGCGAUGGAAGAAACUGGUCGAGUGCGAGUGUCCAGAGAGGGAAAAGUUUCCCCAGGAAUGGAAGAACAAAACAGCCCUUCAACGUCUCUGCAUGCUGAGGGCUUUGCGUCCAGACAGAAUGACUUACGCCAUUGCUGCCUUCAUCGAGGAGAAACUCGGUCCAAGAUACAUCGAGGGGAGGACGGUGGAAUUUGCAAAGUCCUUCGAGGAGACCAGCCCGUCGACUCCGAUAUUCUUUAUACUGUCACCAGGAGUCAAUCCUUUGAAGGACGUCGAGGACCUAGGCAGACGGUUGGGCUUCACCCUGGACGCUCAGAACUUCCACAACGUGUCCCUUGGUCAGGGUCAGGAGAUUGUCGCCGAGCAGGCUAUGGACGAGGCUGCGAAAAAUGGACACUGGGUGGUCCUUCAAAAUAUUCAUUUAGUCAAAAAAUGGCUGCCGUUGUUAGAAAAAAAAUUAGAAGUCGCCGCAGACGGUUCUCAUCCUGAUUACAGAGUCUUCAUGAGUGCUGAACCUGCGAGUACACCUGCCGGCCAUAUUAUUCCUCAGGGAAUUUUGGAGUCCUCGAUUAAGAUCACAAAUGAACCACCCACGGGAAUGCAGGCAAAUUUGCACAAAGCAUUGGAUAACUUUAAUCAAGAGACAUUGGAGAUGUGCAGCAAGGAGGCUGAAUUUAAGGGGAUUUUAUUCUCCCUCUGUUACUUCCAUGCGGUUGUUGCUGAACGUCGAAAAUUCGGUCCACAAGGGUGGAACAAAAUUUAUCCAUUUAACGUCGGUGACCUUAAUAUCAGCGUAAGCGUUCUCUACAAUUACUUAGAAGCCAGCCCUAAGGUCCCUUGGGAGGAUCUCAGGUAUCUUUUCGGGGAGAUCAUGUACGGUGGCCAUAUAACUGACGACUGGGACAGAAGACUCUGUGUCUCUUACCUGGAAGAAUUGAUGCAGCCUGACUUGAUCGAUGGAGAACUUCAAUUGGCUCCAGGAUUCCCCGCUCCUCCCAAUACGGACUUGGCUGGCUAUCAUGCUUACAUUGACGAAGCAAUGCCUCCAGAAUCUCCAUACCUGUACGGCCUGCAUCCAAACGCAGAAAUAGGUUUCCUCACGACAACCUCAGAGAAUUUAUUCCGAACGGUUUUCGAGAUGCAACCAAGGGACGCUGGAAGUUCCGGUGGACAGACGGUGACGCGAGAGGAUAAGGUCAAACAAAUUUUGGACGAAAUAAUGGAAAAGCUUCCGGAAGAAUUCAAUAUGACAGAAAUAAUGGGAAAAGUGGAAGAACGGACCCCGUACGUAAUAGUAGCAUUUCAAGAAUGCGAGCGAAUGAAUUAUCUGACAGGGGAGAUGAAGCGCUCCCUUCGCGAAUUAGAUUUGGGUCUAAAAGGUGAAUUGACGAUAACAUCAGACAUGGAGGACCUAGAGAAUGCCAUAUUCUUCGACCAAGUCCCACCAGUCUGGGCCCAAAGAGCUUACCCCUCCUUGCUGGGUCUGGCAGCGUGGUUCGUCGACCUGUUGCUCAGACUCCGAGAGCUGGAAACAUGGUCCACGGACUUUGUCCUACCAGCUUCCGUGUGGCUCGCCGGCUUUUUUAACCCUCAAUCUUUGCUGACGGCGAUCAUGCAGUCGACGGCACGGCGACACGAAUUACCCCUCGACAAGAUGUGUCUCCAGUGUGACGUAACUAAGAAAAACAAAGAAGAAUUCACCUCAGUGCCCAGGGACGGGGCUUACGUUCACGGUAUCUUCAUGGAGGGUGCACGCUGGGACGUUCAGGGUGGAAUAAUCGUUGACUCCAGACCUAAAGAAUUGUUCCCAUCGAUGCCGGUGAUCAACGUGCGCGCCAUCACGCAAGAUAAGCAGGACUUGAGAAAUAUGUACGAGUGUCCUGUCUACAAGACACGUACCAGAGGUCCGACCUACGUGUGGACGUUCAAUCUCAAGACGAAGGAUAAGCCAGCUAAAUGGACAUUGGCCGGAGUGGCAUUGUUGCUGCAGACUUAAAAAUAAAUAAAUAAAUUUCAAAUAAAAUAA